CGAACCUGCGGGGCGAGUCCGCGGCGGAGUAACCGGCAGGGCCGGCCCUCGGGCGGGGCGCAGACGGAGACUGCAGGCGGGCAGUCGGGGCAGUGGCGGCGGCGGGCUGACGGCAGCGCCAUGGUGCUGAGCGUCAGCGUGAAGCGGGUUAGCCACCUGCCGGGCAGCGGCGACAGACAGGUCCAGCUCAGCUUCCGAGGCUCCACUCAGAAGACCAAGAAGGUUCGCUGCACCCAGGGCCAGGAUGCUGUCUUCGGUGAGCUCUUUCGCUGGCCACAUUAUGGAAAGCUUAUUAUGGAAGAGAUGCUGAUAGUUAAAGUUUACAACUGCAGUAAAGUUUUCAGUAACAGACUCCUUGGUACCUUAAUCAUCAGCCUUCAGCAUCUUGUGACAUCUGGACGACUGAUCCUUAGAGAAGCCCUUGUUGACAAGAACCAUAGCAUAACUGGAAUCUAUAUUGAGUUAGAUCUGCGAUACCAACCUCCUGAUGGCUCUGCAGGUACCUGGGUUGAAGAGGAUUUUGUCUCUCAGAUAAAAGACAGUUCAGAAUUAAUUAUCCGUAAUGCUGGAUUUGAGGAUCUGGAGUUAGUGGAUGUGCAGCGAACUACUGAGCUGGAUAAGAAGGCCAGAAUUCUUGGCAGGAAGUUGGUGAAAGGCCUGGAAACUGAUGAUGAAGAGGAGGACUACUAUGAUAUGUCUGACUUGGAAUUCUCAGGCAUUGUCUUCAGCCCCGUGAAGAGCCGCUCCCGACUCCUUUCCCGGUGGGACCUGUUUGCCACUCCUACACCACAAUACUUCCAGGUUGCGAUUAAUAUUAUUGAAGCCCAGAAGCUUGUAGGGGUAAACAUUGAUCCUUUUGUGGUAGUAAGAGUUGGAGAAGAGAAGAGGCACACAACAACACAGAAGUCAACUAACUGCCCCUUUUAUAAUGAGUAUUUUCAGUUUGAAUUCCAUGAACCCAGGGAAGUGCUGUUCCACAGACUCAUUGAGAUUGCAGUUUUUCAUUCAAAGAAGAUCCCAUUCCUGGGGACACGCAUAGGAACAUUCAAAAUCGACAUAGCAACUGUGUAUAGCCAGCCAGAUCACAGGUUCUUUCAAAAGUGGGCUGUUAUCAAUGACCCAAAGGACACCAGGGCAGGUGUGAAAGGUUUUGUGAAGUGUAAUAUUUCUGUCAUUGCACGAGGGGAUGUAUUAGGCUCCCUACCCACUUCCUCCAGCAGCCAGAAUGAGGACAUUGAAAAGAAUCUGCUGCUGCCUAAGAGAGUCCCUGCUGAGAGACCUUGGGCUAAAAUCUGCAUCAAGAUUUAUAGAGCUGAGGGCCUGCCCAGCAUGAGUGCUGGGAUCAUGGGCGGUUUUUCCAAGAUUAUGGGUGAGAAGAAAGUGUUCAUUGAUCCAUAUGUGCAGAUCUCAUUCGCUGGACAACAGGGAGAGACAUCAGUGGAAAGUGACACCACAGAACCCAAAUGGAAUGAACAGAUUAGCUUCAUUGAGAUGUUCCCUCCUCUUACCAGGAAAAUAAAAGUUCAAGUGUUAGAUGAUGCAAAUGUCGGGGAAGUGGCUCUUGCUACGCACUUCAUUGACUUACAGCAAAUAUCUGAUCCAGGCAGGAAUGGCUUUAACCCCACCUUUGGCCCGGCCUGGGUGAACCUGUAUGGCUCUCCGCAGAAUUCAGCUUUUCGGGAUAUACACAAGGACCUCAAUGAGGGUCUGGGAGAAGGCAUAUUCUACCGUGGGCGUAUCCUCAUGGCUGUUUCAGUGGAGAUUUUUAGCAAUCCUGGUACUGCAGACAGAAAGCAUGAGGAGGGGGUAAAGCAUGCUCUGAGCAAACUGAAGCUGAAGAAGAAGAGUAAAAAGUCCAAGCAGAAAUCCAAGACUAGCAUCAAAGAGCAGAGCCAGAGGCAAGGAGGAGAAGAGGCUGUUGGCCUUGAGGAGGCUGAGCAGCCCAGUGAGGUCACUGUGGAGGUGGAAGAGCUCCAUCCACUUCCAGAGAAUGCACUGGGAACAAAGGAAGAAUUCCUCCUCUUUGCUACUUUCUUUGAGGUGACUAUGAUAGACUCCUCCAUAAGCUCCAAGCCUGUCAGUUUUGAGGUAUCACUAGGGAACUAUGGAAAAACUGAAGAGAUUGUGACCAAAGUUCAUAAGAAAGGUGAGAAAGGAGAAGGGUCAGAAGAAAAACAACUUUUGUUGGAUCCCAGUUCAGAUGAUGAGCUGGACAUUGAAGUUAUAACUCCAGCUACAGGGUUACAAAAUAAGUCCAUGACUGCAAGUCAAAGACCAGAGCCCACAGAAUAUGACAGUUCGUACAGCUGCCUGCCCAUGAUGCAUGAGAAACAGUGUGUGUAUAUCUGGAGCAACUGGGAAGAUCACACUUGGAGAUUCUGCAAUUCCAACUGGAUUGUCAAGAUAGCAGAACGCCUGGAAAAUGGCCUGGAGGAUGUGGAAAACCUCAUGAGAAGGCCAAAGUCUAAAGCAGAGGAAAAAUUUCGGCAGGUACUAGAGGAGUUUGUAGCUGGGUGCAGACAGUAUUCACUAAAUGCAGAGAGAAAAACAAUGACACGUCCAAACAACCUCGACAGAUGUCGGAUGAAGUCCCUGACGCACAACAUUGUCCUCUGUGCGAAGCAGGGGCUCCGCCUGAGGAGACGGCUGACUCGAGCCAACAUCAAGGAGAAGGUGAAUGAAACAAAGAGAAUCCUUGCAAAGCUGCGCUUCUUGGCUAAAGAGCCCCAGUGUACUCUCCCUGAUGUCCUAAUCUGGAUGUUCAGCAAUAACAAGCGUGUGGCAUAUGCAAGAAUAUCGGCACAGAAUGUCCUCUACUCUGUGGUGGAAGAAGAGAAAGGCAAGGACUGUGCUAAGAUCCAGACUGUUUUUUUAAAGGUUCCAGGUUCAAGCACUGGAGAGAUUUUUGCCAAACUUGAGAUCUAUAUGUGGCUUGGAGUGACAAAGUAUGUGAAGAACUGCACUGCAGAGUUGCCUGAGGAAUUUAAACCUCUGUAUGAAAGUGGUCAGCAGACAGCAGCACGGCUUCCAGCACACAUACCACCCAGCCGGCUCACUAGGGAUGACUUCAACUAUUUCCAGCUACGAGCACAUUUAUACCAGGCACGGGGAAUCCUCCCUGCAGAUGACAAUGGCCUAUCAGAUCCAUUUGCAAGAGUGGUGUUUUCAACACAGUGCCAGACCACCCAGAUAUUGGAGGAGACAUUGAGCCCAAUGUGGAAUGAACUGCUUUUGUUUGACCAGCUUGUUACUGAUGGAAAGAGAGAAGACUUGAAAACUGAGACGCCAAUUGUUAUCAUCAAUAUAUUUGACUAUAAUAAAUUUGGUGCCCCAGAAUUCCUUGGCCGAGCCUUUGCCACUCCACUGGUGAAGCUGGUAGAUGAUCCAUACAGCAAACCUGCCCUCCAGUUUUUUGACAUUUACAAAGGACCCAGAGCAGCAGGGGAAUUAAUCGCCACCUUUGAACUGAUUGAACUGGAUUACAGUGGCUACUUAGAGCCUUCAGUGCCUGAGGAUGUGGAGCCCAAGGAGCCAGAUUACUUGGAUGACCCCCGUUCUGGACGGUUCAUCAUCCCUGAGGGAAUUCGACCAGUCCUUAAAGAGUUCCGCAUAGAGAUCCUUUUCUGGGGUCUGCGAGACCUAAAGCGUGUGAAUCUAUUUGAAGUGAAUCAGCCACAGGUGAUCAUUGAAUGUGCUGGGAAGAAAGUUGAAUCGGAAGUGAUUGCAUCAUAUAAGGAGAACCCAAACUUCAAUGAACUGGUCAAAUAUGUUAAUGUGGAGCUCCCAGAGCAAGUAUACCUUCACCCUCCACUCAGCAUCUUCGUGGUAGAAAAGCGAGCUUUUGGGCGCACUGUGCUGGUGGGAACCCACGUGGUAUCCCAUAUCAUGAAGUUUUCUCCCAAGGAGCUGGAGGAGCUGGAGGAAGGUCCAGAAAAUCUACCCAAACGGAAAUCCUCUGCUCAACCCAAAAUCUCCCAGGCUGUGAUAAACGUUGGCCUAGCUGCUACUGACAUGAGUAACAAAGCACACCCUCUCAACCUUGUGAAGGCUCCUCUGAAGAAAAUUCCUAUAAAUAAACUUAUAAAAAAAGAAGAUGAAUAUGAGGAAGAAAAGCCAGAGAUGGAAGAACUGGAUUGGUGGUCCAAGUACUAUGAGUCUUUAAAGGAAAUCAGUAACCAGUCCCACAGUGAUGAGGAAGAUGGUGACAAUGAGGACCCAAGUGAUGCAGAUGGAGGGCAUUUGAAUGAAGCUUCUAUUGAUGUGGAAAUAGAAGAGGAAGCAAUAUUUGAAGCUGAGCCCAUUCGGCCCAGAAGGAAACCCAUAGCCACACUACAGAUCUACAACUCAGAGCUGGAAAAUGAGUUUGAUAAUUUUGAAGACUGGCUAUAUAUAUUUCCUCUUCAUCGUGGGAAAGUGAAUGAAGAGGAGGAUGGAAAUGAGGAUGAGCACUUUGUGGGGAAGUAUAAGGGUUCAUUCUAUGUUUAUCCUGCUAAGGAAGCAGGUACUGAGCAUAAGAUCUCCCAGGGUGUUCCCAGAAAUAGACCCAUCAAGGUGCUUGUAAGAGUUUAUAUUGUUAAGGCUACUAACCUGUCUCCAGCAGACCCAAAUGGCAAGGCAGAUCCAUAUGUGGUAGUGACAGUUGGAGAAGAACAGAAGAACACAAAGGAACGAUACAUCCCUAAGCAGCUCAAUCCUGUUUUUGGAGAAGUUAUGGAAUUCAGCAUAUCCUUUCCAACGGAGUCAGAACUUACUGUUGCAAUAAUUGACCAUGAUUUGGUUGGCUCUGAUGAUUUGAUUGGGGAGACAAAGAUCGACUUGGAGAACCGGUUCUUCAGCAAACACAGAGCCAACUGUGGAGUGGCAUCACAGUAUGACAUAGAUGGCUAUAAUAUGUGGCGAGAUGCUUUCAAGCCCACACAAAUCUUGGAUAGUUUGUGCAAGAAGAAUGCUCUCCCCUCUGCAGAGUACAGAAGAGAGGAGGUCAAAGUGAACAAUAAGAUCUUCAAGGUCCCCCCUGAAGCUUUCCCUGAAGAAGCCUUUGUAAAAGACAGGAAAGAAGUGGAUGAUGAUAACUGGGCAGCAUAUGAUGAGCAUAAGGCUUUGUAUGUCCUGCAGCAUUGGGAUGAAAUGCCAGAAUAUGGGUACAAAUUAGUACCAGAACAUGUGGAAGUUCGGUCACUUCACAACCCAGAGAACCCUGGGCUUAUGCAGGGUUCACUCCACAUGUGGAUUGACAUGUUUCCAAAUGAUGUCCCAGCACCUCCCCCUGUCAACAUCAAGCCACGAUUGCCACUCAGUUAUGAGCUACGUGUUAUCAUUUGGAAUACAGAUGAUGUAGUUCUUGAUGAUGUCAAUCCAAUAACAGGAGAGACCUCCAGUGACAUCUAUGUGAAAAGCUGGAUCAAAGGGCUGGACCACAACAAACAGGAAACAGAUGUUCACUUUAACUCUCUGACUGGGGAAGGUAACUUCAACUGGAGGUUUGUCUUCCGCUUUGACUACCUCCCAACUGAGAAGGAGAUCACCUACAAGAAAAAGGACUCCAUCUUCUCCUUGGAGGAAUCAGAGUUCAGGGAGCCAGCUGUCCUUGUCCUUCAGGUUUGGGACUAUGACAGGAUUUCAGCUAACGAUUUUCUAGGGUCAAUUGAGUUGAAAUUGAAUGAUAUGGUGCGGGCAGCCAAGACCUCGGAGCAAUGCACUAUUAAGAUGGCCAAGGAAAAAGCCACUCCCCGCUUCUCCAUCUUUCGAAAUAAGCGGAUGAGAGGCUGGUGGCCUUUUAUUAAACUGAAAGAUCAAGAGGAUGAAGAGAGGGAGGAGAGAGAGGCCAAAGAGAAGAAGAAGAAGAAAAAAAAGUGGAACAAGUCGGUCAAGCCAGAAGACACUGAGUUUACAGACCCUAGUGGGAACAAGUACAUUUUGACGGGUAAGGUGGAAGCUGAGUUUCAGCUGCUGAUGGUGGAGGAGGCUGAUAAGAGCCCUGUUGGUUUGGGACGAAAAGAGCCUGAACCCCUGGAAAAGCCUAACCGCCCAAAAACAUCUUUCAAUUGGUUUGUGAAUCCCAUGAAGACCUUUGUCUUUUUCAUCUGGAAGCGGUACAAGAAGUACAUCAUCGCUUUAUUUAUUAUUGCCAUUCUGACCAUCUUCCUGGUCCUUUUAAUCUAUACCAUGCCUGGAUAUAUUAGUGAGAAGAUCAUCAAUGGCUAAGUGAUUUCAGAGAGUGGACUCUGCAGGGGGAGAUAGCAGUUGCUCUAGAAAUCAACUCUGUACAAAAGCAAGUCUACAAAUGUCUGGUGGAGCUUAGGGUUGCAUCUGGAGGGAGAGGAAUGGAGAAGGAACCAAUUUAGACCACUCAUGUUUAACAGCUGUGAUGUAACGUAAACAUAGCACUCUUCAGAGGAGAGUUAUCGUUAUUUCAAUAAAUACCUUAUUCUAUUUU
Alligator mississippiensis (American alligator) is the source of this 6436-nucleotide messenger RNA. Its product is annotated as fer-1-like protein 4. The transcript is spliced from 45 exons. Lineage: Eukaryota; Metazoa; Chordata; Crocodylia; Alligatoridae. The record is from RefSeq and is a predicted model, not a curated record. Gene Ontology annotation, cellular component: membrane. Bases 121 to 6204 code for a protein of 2027 amino acids. Gene Ontology annotation, biological process: plasma membrane organization.